This is a messenger RNA of Anneissia japonica, 4024 nucleotides long. RefSeq lists its product as uncharacterized. Gene Ontology annotation, molecular function: zinc ion binding; ubiquitin-protein transferase activity. The record is from RefSeq and is a predicted model, not a curated record. Gene Ontology annotation, biological process: positive regulation of DNA-templated transcription. Bases 224 to 2752 code for a protein of 842 amino acids. The transcript is spliced from 3 exons. Lineage: Eukaryota; Metazoa; Echinodermata; Crinoidea; Comatulida; Comatulidae. Gene Ontology annotation, cellular component: nucleoplasm; chromatin.
GCCCUAGGCUAGACGGUUUUGUUUAUAAUAGUCGCUCUAUUGGAAAAACCCAGAUUUUUGUUUCAAGAAGUGGAACUCUUUGGUAGUGGCUCAAAUCGGACUUUAAAUUUUAUUUUUUUCAGUGUGAUUUCAGGGUGUUUCCACACGCUACAAAUUAAACAAGUACAGUAUCAACUUUAUAAGGACAGGGAGGAAAGACCUCUUAGAAGCACCUGUAUUCAAAAUGUCCGGAAACAUUCCGAUUGAGGCCAUUAACACUUUUGUGGUGUGUCCAGUUUGUAAAGAACCAUAUGAUGUAAAUGUUCAUCGUCCAAAAAUUCUUCAAUGCAAACGGAAUUCCACACACACCAUAUGUAUCAUCUGCCUUAAGACACUCAUCAGGAUGUGUAGUGAUGAUGAUGAAAGGGAUACAUUCAACUGCCCAAUUUGCAGAGAGGAACAUCAACUACCUCCAAGUAACAUUGAUGCCAAUGAUCACUUUAUUGACAACAGCGAUCUAUUCAGACUAAGUGAUGUCCUUCAAGAUCAAAGUGUGCAGAAAGAUAGUAGUCAAAUAAAAUGUCAGUUUUGUGAUGUUGCUAAUGCUGAUUGGUGGUGUGAUAAUUGUUCAAUGGGGAUUUGUAAAGCCUGCCGUGGGAUUCAUGAUCGCCUUCCCAUGAUUCUGCAUAAACUAAUUCCUGUACUUGAAGUUGACUGGCAAAAUGUAAAAAAGAAAGACUUCUGCAAGCAGCACAGAAAAGAGAUUAUCAAGGUUUGCUUUUGUACUACAAACAAAAUGUCAUACUUGUGUAAGAUAUGCACAGAUGAUCAUAAAGGCCAUGAUUUUAAAGAUUUGAUAACAGUAGCUACAACCAGGUUGAGUGCAGUUAAGAAACUGUAUGAAAAGGCUGUGGAAAGAAACAGACAAGAUCUUGAUUGUAAACAAUCAUUAGAUGCUACUAAAAAAGUGUUAGCAAGCAACAUCUGUGCUGUAGAAUCAAAGCUUUUAGCAUGCCAGGAUCACCACAUGAAGAUUAUGCAGAUGCAACAUGAAAAAGAGAGAAAAGAGCUAAGUGAUAUCAAAGAAAACCGUACAAGUUUUUUAGAUAAUGAAUCAGAGAAAAAUGAACAGAGAUGUUGCACUUUUGACAACAUCAGAACUAAAUAUGAAGCAUUACUGCAAACUUCAUCGGUUAAUACUUUAAAAGAUAUUGAUUAUGUCGAGGAUGCUUUAAAUAUGUAUCUGACAAGUAUGUGUAGAACUGCAGCAGACACAAAUGCAUAUUUGGAAAUUCUGUUAUUCCAAAAUGAUAGUAAAUUCAAAGAGAUGUUACAGGAAACAUUGAAAAUAAAAACCAUGCCAAAUGAUCUAAAGGUGUAUAUUCCAGAUGUGGCCUUCCAAGACCAUGAGUUUAAACUGGUUAUUCAAACAUUUUCUGAGAAUAGACAAAUUUGCAGAGUUGGUGGCCUCCCUGUAAAGGUUUUUGUUGAAUCCUCUUGCUGUGAUUUCAAAGAAAUGCUCUACCCAUUAUCAUCAACUGGUGAAAGAGGUACGCCGGGAAUGUAUGUUGUUCCUUUUGUACCAAAAUUCAAAGGUGAAUGUAAACUUCAUGUUUUUGCAGAAGAAAAAUCUACAACAUUAAGACACAGUACCCGUAUGUCUGUCCAUCAGAUUGAUAUAUCUUUUAAUAAAGUAGUUCUUUGUGACAAACUUUGUGAAAUAUAUGCAUGUUUCAGGGAUGAUAUAGAUCCAGAUGUUGUGGAGAGGCUCAAUGUACUGUGCCAAGACGAAGCUGGUAAAAUCUUGGAAUCUGAAGUUACAUAUCGUGAUAGUAAGAAGUUAAUUGCUAAAUUUAAACCAAAUUACCUUGGGAAAAAAAAUAUCUUUAUUACUGUUAAUAACAUAAAAAUAGCCGGACCAUUUGUAACUGCUGUUUGGGAAGAAUGCAAAGGAUACUUGAGUGAUUCACAAGUCAAUGAAAUAACAGAUAUAAUAUCUGAAGGCAAUAGUCCAUAUUUUUCUUAUCUUACUGAUGACACUGGCAACACUUAUCCUAACAUGUCAUUCAUUGGUUUUGAUGGAGAAACUCACUUUGUCCUUAAAAAUACUGUGAGGCAAGAGAAAAUAACUUCCUCUGAAAACAGACUUGCAAGAAAAACAGAUUUAACAGGUUUAUUUUCUGCAGGUGAAAAGGAUUAUAUUUUGAAUCAUGUAAAAAAUGCUGCAGGUUUUGCUAUUAGUCCAUGUGGUGAGUUCGCAGUAUCAGAUUAUGAAGAACAUUGCAUACUCAUAUAUCGAACCCCUAAGCAUUUUGGAGACAGCCAAAAAAGCCUUGAACCACUCAGAUGGAUUGGAGAGGAAGGACGACAAUGGGGUAAAUUUAAGAAUCCAACCACUUUGCGAAUAAACACUGAUGGGAGUAAGUUAUAUGUUUGUGACAGUGGUAAUGGUCGAAUUCAAGAGCUUGACAUGAAUGGCAAUCCAUUGAAUGUUUUUGGCCCAGAAAUUCUUAGACUCUAUACACCAGAAGCAAUCUCUAUAUCACUAGAAGGAUACCUACUUAUCCUUGACAAGCAUAAGUUAGUUACCUUCAAUGUGAAUUCUUGUACACGAAGAAUUAUUUAUCAAGUAGAGAUUUGUUGUAAUGAAAGUAUAUGCAAUUUCAAUCAUCUCAUUUGUUGCAUAUCACAAGGCAAAUUUGUACACCUUUGUCGUAAAAAUAAUUCUCUACGUAUAUUUAAGUACAGACCAAUGGAGGAAGUACAGGUAUAAAUUAACAUUCCAUAAAAUAUGGCCACUUUUACAAUACAUUUGCAGUGUGUGCCUUUUUGCUUGAUAGGCUCAUUUUGAUAUAUAUUUGUCAAGUGUGUAUGAUAUCAGUUGUUAUACAUAUUGACCGCUCUAGAUUUGGAAAGCAUCAUGUGUGACACUCGUUGGAAGUAACACGCACCUAAAAUUUUAGGUUUGUUGUAACAUUACUUUUUGUAUUAAUAUAACUAUCGUUAUUAUUAUUGUAGUACUGUACAAAAACAUCAAGAAGCGACUCCAGUACACAAGCUCAGCAGAGCCUUAAAUGGAUGAACUUAGACCAAAGAGUGCUCAUAAAUGAGGCCAUCACUAUGUAUAAGAUAAUGAAUACGGUAACCUCGCACCUCCUUAUUUAUGCAACAAAUUUAUUAUCAGAGAUAACUAUUACAAUAUUAGAAGUAAACCAAAAUUAUUAUUACCAAAAGUAAGAACUGACUAUAAGAAAAGAAACUUUAUAGGGGUGCAAAAAUCUUGAAGGAUAAUAGUGAAGACCUAAAAAAUGUUAUUAAUGUCAAUUUAUAAUGUAAAAAAAAAUGUUUAUUGCUACCAUGUACAGUGUAAACACAAUUUGUUCAUCCAUUGUGAUAUUGUAUUUCUGUAUAUUAGCUUAUGAUUUUUAGUUUAGUUUUUAAUUUCUGUUUGUACCUUUUGGUAAUUUUGUUAUUUUAUCAUGUAGAUGGGUGACAGGCAUUUUGUAACCUGGAUGUUUCAUGGCGCUAUACUGGACAUUCCAUAACCAUGGCAUUUCAGGUCUAAAAAUGUCCAGGUUGCGAGGUACCAGUGGUGGAGUCGCUGGGGGUCUGGUUACAAAAUGUCAACAUUUCCAUAUCGAAUAAUAGUUGUAUUAAUUGAAUUGGUUUUCUUUAAGUUGUUCAAUUAACUAAAUGGUAUGUUAAUUUAAAUUUCUUAAUUUUUUGCUUCUCAUUCAUGGACUUGUAGAAGAAUAUUUUUUGGUUGUUUAUCAUGCUAUUGCUUCCAUUGUUUUUAUUUUUGCUAAUGUUGAAGUUGCCUUAAUAUUGUAAAUAUUUUAAAAUAUAUUAUAUUCAUUUCUUUUUUAUUACAGUAGUACCAGGCCUUCCUUAUAAAGCAGUGCUAGUCACUAAAAAUACUGUUAGUAAAAAUGGAUGAUCAAAUAGUAAUAAUUAAACUUUAAAGUGACUGAUUAGGCCACUCUAGUAAAAACAAAAUUCAUAUUUAAAUUUAGAAUUUAAGUAUAUGUCUGUCUGCUGCUGCUAA